Mesocestoides corti is the source of this 1806-nucleotide messenger RNA. NCBI's taxonomy places the organism in Eukaryota, Metazoa, Platyhelminthes, Cestoda, Cyclophyllidea, Mesocestoididae. The record is from the annotation of a GenBank genome assembly.
AUGAAUGCAUUACGGUGCGAGGCACACAAUGAACGUUUGUCUGUAUUUUGUGGUACAUGUGAUCGAGCCAUUUGUCAUCGUUGUGCGCUCUUUGACGGUCGCCAUGGCCAACAUUCCUUCCGUCCCCUAGACGAAGUUUAUAAAGAGCACGUAGAUCGCAUCAAAAGUGAAUUGGAGAAGCUGAAGCACCGACGUCGUGAGGUUCAUGCUCUUAUUCAGGAUGUGGAAAGAAAUAUCAGUUCCGUUAAGCAAGCAAAGGAUGAGCGUGUUCGGGAAAUUCGAAACGCUGUCGAAUUAAUUGUUGUACGCUUGGAAUCAAAUCUUAACGGAAAAUUGACUACUUUGACAGCACAGCGCAAUCACCUUAAUCAGGAGACAGAAUUAUUGGAUUCACUUUUGCAAGAAGUUCAGACUCAGUUGAAUUCAGCAACAGCUGCCAAUAUUAUAUUCAGAUAUCCAGCUCUUUCGGCAAUGUUCGCUGAAGUUCACAAGACUCCUAUGGCAUCUUUCGUCAGUACUCCUGUUCCUGCAGAAUUUCAAAGUGAAAUCGUUCCACCCUAUGAUUCAAGUACCUUUGUAAUCCAGAACUUCAGUCUGCUGAGGCAAAGAGUUGACCCUGUCUAUAGUCCUCCACUGCAUGUUGGCGGUCUCAGCUGGCGACUCAAGGUGUACCCAGAUGGUAAUGGCGUUGUCCGUGGACACUACUUGUCGGUUUUUCUCGAACUGUCUGUCGGUAUAAUGGAACCUGCGAACCAUAGUAAUCUGACGCCUAAACAUUGCCAUCAUUCACACUCUCCUUGCUUCCUAUUAUUGCAUUUUUUGCUUCAUUUAACCUAUGGGUAUGAGUAUCGCGUGGAGUUGGUUCACCAAGGGACGCCGCCAGACCCCACGAAGAACAUUUUACGUGAAUUUGCCUCAGAAUUUGAGGUUGGUGAAUGCUGGGGCUACAACCGUUUCUUCCGGUUGGAUCUUCUUGCUAGCGAAGGCUACCUCUCCGCAGUGAAUGAUACCUUAUUCCUCAAAUUUCAUGUUCGCGCGCCGACUUACUACCAAAAGUGCCGUGACCAGCAGUGGUACAUUUCACAGCUUGAAGCUCACGAGGGCCACUUCUUGGCACAAAUGGCGGAUUACAAGGAUCGCCUGAACACCGAAAUCAUUCGCCCAUCGGCAACAACAACGACAAAUCCCUCAGGAGAGAGACCUGGGCCUUCAGCCGUCUUGCUCACCGGUUCUUCUUUGCAGGACUCUUCCAGUGACCACAAACGCUGCAAUUGUGUUGGAGAAGGCGAUUGUGGAGAAUGUCUGCGCCCUCCCACGAGUUCGGAACGUUGUCCUGCUCCGACUCCGUCCACCGCUGCUGCUGCUGCCACUGCCGUCACUCCUCUUAAUUUCAGUGAAGAAGAGCGCAAUCCAGCUCCUGUGUUUCCAUCUGUGGUUGUGCGUUCGAACCUUGCUCAUGAUGGAGGUGACCAAGCGGGACGCGAAGACCGCAAUGACUUUGAUGGUGAAGAUGAAGAUGAUGAAGACAAUGGUAGUGACACUGAGGGCAUUGUAGGGAACUUUGAGCUUGAAGAAGCAUGCUCUCCAGCUGGUGAAGACGAUAUGGUAUCGGCCGACGAGGAUAGGAAUGUUUCGCCAUCAAUUAUUGAUUUUGAACAGCAACGACGAAAUCCAGGAGACUCAAGCGAGGACGAUGUCGGUAGGACACAUUCCUUUCUCGUCCCUAUGUCCACAGAUGUGACCGACUUCGCGGCCUCACAGAGCAACUGUAGUAACAGUGCUGUCGCCGCUAUCUUCAGUCAGUAA